GUGGCAGUAAUGUCAAUGAAUCCAUUCUAUCAACAAAUCUUCAGAUGAAUGUGAAUCAAAAUUUAUAAAUAACUUGAAAUAGAUUCGACAGGCAGACGUAAAAAAUGGACAAGUUGAAGAAGGCGCUUAGCCAAGACAAAGAAGAUGAGGAGAGUGGAAUUGUCACGCAGUUUUCUGAUGCUACAACAUUAAGCUGGUCAACAAGAAUCAAGGCAUUUGCUGUUUGUUUUGUUUUGGGCGUAGGGCUAUCUAUAUUGGGAAGUUGUUUAAUGUUUGCCCCCAAUGGUUUAGUAUUAUUUGGUGUUUUAUAUACUCUGGGAAAUGUUCUUUCUUUAAUGAGUACAUGUUUUUUAAUGGGACCUUUAAGUCAGUUGAAGAAAAUGUUUGCCAAAACAAGAAUUAUAGCUACAAUAUUAGUCGUGAUUAUGUUUGUUUUAACAUUAGUUUGUGCAUUUGCUUUAAAAAAUCCAGCCUUAACUAUAGUAUGCUGUGUAUUACAGUUUGUAGCUUUGACAUGGUAUUCCAUAUCAUAUAUACCUUUUGCCAGAGAUGCUGUAAAGAAAUGUUUUGGAUCUUGUCUUGAUAUGGACUGAACAUUUUGAUACUUAAAUCAUUAUUGUCAUCAUAAAGUGGUGGGAUUUUCAUAUAAAUCAUGCAAUGCAUGUGCAUUCAGCUUGUUCAAUGAUAAUCAAAUAUCAGAAUCAUAUUUCUUGAAAGUGACUUGCUCAUUCAAGCUUGAUUUUUAGUUCAUCUCAAGCUUUGUUACUUUUAUAU
Lottia gigantea (owl limpet) is the source of this 774-nucleotide messenger RNA. RefSeq lists its product as hypothetical. The record is from RefSeq and is a predicted model, not a curated record. Gene Ontology annotation, cellular component: membrane. The coding region runs from base 105 to 593 and encodes 162 amino acids. NCBI's taxonomy places the organism in Eukaryota, Metazoa, Mollusca, Gastropoda, Lottiidae. The transcript is spliced from 7 exons. Gene Ontology annotation, biological process: vesicle-mediated transport.